UUUAGCUGCUUGAUGUUUGAUUAUUGUAGGUUUGGAUGAGCAUGUAUAUUUUUAUUAAUGUUUUAUUUGUUAUUGCCUGUUCAGUAAAGUCCUAAAUGAAUGGUUGUAAAUAACUUGACGAGUUGUUAUUAACCGAGCAUAUGAACGCGCGCUCCUCUGAACUCCUCCGAGUGCUUAUGGAUUCAGGUGAAGGCAUAUUUAAAAAUGGUUCGGGACGGGGGUUUGGGUGAGACCCCCCUGCUUUUGUUCUAUUGAAAAGGGGGCUUGUUCCUCCAGGACCAACCCUACCAUUUUAACCAGGGGUGUCAGCGCGAGCGGGGUUGACAUUGGAGACUGACUGGCAAUGGGAGAAGAGGAGGGGAUAAGAGAGUCCAGCAGCACUGCUUCUUGAAGAAAGCUCAUCAGAUGCACUGUCCUGCCUCCUCUGACUGACAUUCACGCAGGAGUCAGACUGGAUCAAACGUCAAAGGAUCUAUUUCUGCUGCGCUCCUCACCUUCAUGGACAGCACGGGACUUGAGUCUGUAUGAUUAGGUGCAUCAGAAGCGCUUUCGCUAAAACUUGAAAAGUAAAUCGUUUACAUGCUGUGAGUUUUGCGUUAAGUGCACUUAUUUGUUAUUCUCGUUCUUAUGAAGGAAAUCCAGUUAGUGCUUAUACUUGUCACCGGUGUCAGUCUGAAAAAAAUCCUGGACAUUUUUUCCUGCCUCUGAGCAGCAGAUCUCGUAAUUUGCAAGUUGAUCUGUUUAUCAUAUGUUGCGAGUCACAGUUUGGAUACCCGCGCAGGACUUUAUACAUUUCAACGGGAAAACCUGAUUUUUGUUUUUUAAAUCUUUGCAAAUUAGGCUACACACAUUUCUUUUUUCUGUGAGGCCCUUCCAUUCUAGCAACAUGAGGCUCAUACCAUCACGAUUGAGUUAUCUAUUCCUUCACCUCUUUGCGCUUUGCUACUAUGCUCAGCAUGUGAGUGAGCAAAGUAAGGUGACGGACCGGGUCAGCCGUAGACUAAUCCGGACCUACCAGCUUUACAGUCGAACCAGUGGCAAGCACGUGCAAGUUCUGGCCAACAAGAAAAUCAACGCAAUGGCCGAGGAUGGUGACGUUCAUGCCAAACUCAUAGUGGAGACGGACACAUUUGGGAGUCGAGUUCGAAUUAAAGGAGCUGAAACGGGUCUCUACAUCUGUAUGAACAGAAGAGGGAAACUGAUUGGCAAGAGAAACGGUCAGGGGAAAGACUGCAUUUUCACAGAGAUAGUCCUGGAGAACAACUACACAGCUCUGCAGAAUGUGAAGUAUGAAGGCUGGUACAUGGCCUUCACACGCAAAGGCAGACCUCGCAAGGGCUCCAAAACCAGGCAACACCAGCGGGAAGUCCACUUCAUGAAGAGGCUGCCCAAGGGACACCAAAUCGCAGAGCACAGACCCUUUGAUUUCAUCAACUACCCUUUCAACAGACGGACUAAACGCACCCGCUACUCAGGAGAGCGUUGAAGAGUGAAGCCGGAGAAAAGGAGAGGACAGAGAGCGAGAGACUUUCUCAAACAAUGAACAGACUCCUCUUGUGGACUCCUACAAACAUUUUUUGUACUGAGCAACAAUAUACCUAACCUUUAGUUUUUUAUGAAUUUUCAGAAAUAACAAAAAAAGA
Messenger RNA from Cyprinus carpio (common carp), 1643 nucleotides. Its product is annotated as fibroblast growth factor 8. Gene Ontology annotation, molecular function: type 2 fibroblast growth factor receptor binding; growth factor activity; type 1 fibroblast growth factor receptor binding. Gene Ontology annotation, cellular component: cytoplasm. The record is from RefSeq and is a predicted model, not a curated record. Gene Ontology annotation, biological process: embryonic heart tube development; positive regulation of cell population proliferation; regulation of cell migration. Lineage: Eukaryota; Metazoa; Chordata; Actinopteri; Cypriniformes; Cyprinidae.